Molecule: messenger RNA, 1331 nt
Organism: Durio zibethinus
Lineage: Eukaryota; Viridiplantae; Streptophyta; Magnoliopsida; Malvales; Malvaceae
Source: RefSeq, a predicted model, not a curated record
UUAAUUUGUAUAUAAUUAAUUUAUUUAAACAUAACAUGAAUAACAUGUUUGACAUUGAUUUAUAAGAAUAAACAUGAUAUAUACUAAUAACAUUGUAAAUAUAAGUUAAAUUUUAGCUUCGGAGUAUUCAAAAUAUAAAAUAUAAGUCAAACACGAAUAUAUGUAACAUUUCUUCAAACUUCUCAACGCGUUAUCAGUCUGUUAACUUUAAAGUAUUCCAAAUACAACAAUAAUUUCUUCAGUGUUCUGGCAGGAAACAUUGUGGUAAAACUUGGAAGUGAUACAAAAGCUUUAUCGAUCGAUGGAUCCAUUGCGAUUUCUGGGCUAAAGGUGAAUGGUGGUUGUCUGAAGAAGGAGGCAAAAGCAGGCGAAAGGGCAGUUGAGCUAUAGGAUUGGAGGACUAAGAUCACGUCUGCUCCUACUUCCCAGGACCAAAAUCCAAGGCUUCCUUUACUUAUUUUAAGUACAGGGACUAUGACAACUCAUGAACGAGGAAAGGCAUUCUCGUAGAAGAAUAACCAGCAGCUACGCCUAGAUAUGCUUUAAUUAUACAUGUUUUGAUCAUUCACAAGUAAUAUUUGUUCAUACGAGAAAGAUCUCGGCCUUUCUGAAACAACUAUGAAUGAGUUUGGUACCGAAAGAUCAAGGCCAUGGAACAUAUACCCAAGUUCAGAUUCGAGUCCAUCUCAAACUGUAGUUGAUAAGGAAACUCCGUGGAAAAACUUCGGAACAUCCAUGAAUGCCAUUUCUUUUGGCUUUGUUGCUACCGCUAUCUUGAUAUCAAUGUUUCUUAUCAUGGCCAUCUUUGAACACCUUUUUCGGCCAAAUCCUGACUUUUCUUCACCUGAUCAAAUGACUGAUGUUGCUCUAGGAUCUGGAGCAGUUGAGAAAAUUGGGAAUCCACAAAGAGUUUCGACAUCAUAUGCAUCUGAUUUCUCAGUGGUGAUGCCAGGAGAGCAAUAUCCUACCUAUAUUGCUCAACCUGCUCCCCUCCCUUGCCCUAGGGAAGGCAUCUAUUGGCCUCCCCAUGAACUUAAUUUUGUAUUUCCUUGAAGUGUACAAUACACCAAGCGUCAUCCUGGAUGUCUGUAUAUUUAUCAGCAAUCAACCUUCCUCCAUUCUAUAAUACUUAAUUAUCCAAUGAAAUAGUGUCCUGAAGCUGGUUUGCGAGAAAAACUACUAUUGUGCGGGACGUACUACUUUAGCGGCAUAGGUUGAGUCCAAAUUUGACAGAUUGAAAAGAAAAAAAAAAAAACCCAGAAAUUCCCGAAUGUUAGUCACAAGAUAUUGAUGUUUGGAUAAGCAGCUAAGUUAAAUUUAGGAUAAGUGGG